CAGUGUUGGUCUGGGACCCGUGCUCCGGGGCAGGUCGGAAGGCACCAGGGAGGAGGUCUGAGAGGACAGGGAGCCCGAGAUCGUGGGUCCGAGCUGGAGCACGUGUGAGUGUGAUAGCUCAGGUGAGGGUGGUGGAACCAGAGUUUGAGCUGGGUUCCAGAUCCACGCUGGAGAAUCUGGGGUGCAGUGAACAGCAGGGGAGCGUGGGCAGGAACCGGCGCCUAGGGGCCCUACGCUGGGAGAUGCGGGUGCAUCUGGGCGCUCUGGCGGGCGCGGCGGCACUGAGCGGGGCGCUCAGUUUUGUGCUGCUGGCUGCCGCCAUCGGAACGGACUUCUGGUACAUCAUCGACACCGAGAGGCUGGAGAGGAACAGCCACGGAGCGCAGGACCGGGGACGCGCCAACCGCAGCCAGCUGGAGCCUCUGAGCUCCCACUCGGGGCUCUGGCGGACUUGCCGGUUCCAGAGCUCCUGCACGCCGCUGAUGAACCCCUUCUGGCAGGAGAAUGUGACCGUCAGCGACUCGAGCAGACAGCUUCUCACUAUGCAUGGGACAUUUGUGAUCUUGUUGCCACUUAGCCUGAUUGUGAUGGUGUUUGGGGGAAUGGCCGGAUUCCUGAGCUUCCUCCUCCGAGCCCACCUCCUCCUGCUGCUCACGGGGACCUUAUUUCUCUUUGGAGCCACGGUGACCCUCGCUGGAAUUAGCAUCUACAUAGCAUACUCAGCUGCCGCCUUCCGAGAGGCAGCUUGCCUCCUGGAGGAGAGGGCCCUGCUGGACCAGGUGGACAUCCGCUUUGGCUGGUCCCUGGCCCUCGGCUGGAUUAGCUUUGUCUCUGAGCUGCUCACAGGGGUGGCCUUCCUGGCAGCUUCGCGAGUGCUCAGCCUGAGACAGAGGCAGAACCAGGCUAUCUGAGUUUGGCCAGCCCAGGAGGCCCGGAGUUUUUUGGGCUCAUCUCCGUGAAUGGCAGGCUUUUCUUCCUCAAACGCCCUUCACAGAGGCCAGAGGGGCUCUUCACAGAGGCCAGCGGGCCCGUGGUGCCCACGGUGGGUGAGCCCCGCCUGACUGUUGUCCUUGUGCUAUCUGGAAUGCUCACUCUGCUGUGUUGUGUGCAUGUGUGUGUGUCUGGUGGACUGCAAGAGAAGAGUGGGCGUGGAACCCAUAUCACCAGAAAUAAACGCCAAUCCUAACCACCUGGGAGCUUUGCGGC
Messenger RNA from Microtus ochrogaster (prairie vole), 1206 nucleotides. It is a transcript of the gene Tmem114, whose product is annotated as transmembrane protein 114. Gene Ontology annotation, cellular component: apical plasma membrane. NCBI's taxonomy places the organism in Eukaryota, Metazoa, Chordata, Mammalia, Rodentia, Cricetidae. The record is from RefSeq and is a predicted model, not a curated record.